AUGUCAUCAGACGAAAAAGUGGACGUGGGCUCCCACUCUCCCGAAAAGGAGACGGCGCCUCCGGCCUUCUCGGCCGUAGCCCAUGGCGAGGUUCGGCCGCGCGAUGAGGAGGACUUCCUGACCCGGAAUGGCCUCAACCUUCGGUCGUUCCAGAAGCGCGACAUUGGCGGAGGCUCCAUCGACUCGCUCGACCGCUCCAUGUCGACGCGCCACAUGCACAUGAUCUCCAUCGGUGGUUCUAUCGGCGCCGGUUUCUUCGUCGGUUCCGGCAAGGCGCUCGCUGACGGCGGUCCUGGCUCGCUAUUCAUUGACUUCCUCAUCAUCGGAGUCAUGAUGUUCAACACGGUUUAUGCUCUCGGCGAACUCGCUGUCAUGUACCCCGUCUCUGGUGGCUUCUACACGUACUCGACCCGCUUUAUCGACCCCUCUUGGGGUUUCGCCAUGGGCUGGAACUAUGUCAUGCAAUGGGCCGUCGUCCUUCCACUCGAACUGACGGUUUGUGCAAUGACGAUACAGUACUGGAACAAGGAAAUUAGCGUCGCCGUCUGGAUCACCGUAUUUUUGGUUGCCAUCCUCUUCAUCAACAUCUUUGGCGCCCUUGGCUACGCCGAAGAGGAGUUUUGGUCGUCGGUGCUCAAGCUGGCAGCGAUCAUCAUUUUCAUGAUCACCGCAUUCGUCCUGGUCCUCGGCGGCGGUCCUGAAGGCAGUGCCUAUGACGAAUACGUGGGCGCGCGUACUUGGUACGAUCCUGGUGCCUUCGCCAACGGCUUCCGCGGUUUCUGCAGCGUCUUCGUAACGGCCGCCUUUUCCUUCUCCGGAACCGAACUCGUCGGCCUCGCCGCGGCCGAGGCCAAGAACCCCCUCAAGUCUCUCCCCGGUGCCAUCAAGCAGGUUUUCUGGCGCAUCACCCUCUUCUACAUCUUGGGUUUGUUUUUCGUCGGCCUGCUGAUCCCGCACAACGACACGAGCCUCCUGGGUAACCCCGAUGUCGCCUACGCUGACGUCGCCGCCUCGCCCUUCGUGCUCGUCGGCAAGUACGCCAACCUCAACGGCUAUGACUCGUUCAUGAACGUCAUCAUCUUGGUUUCGGUCCUGUCCAUCGGCGUAUCCGCCGUCUACGGCGGCUCCCGCACGCUCACUGCCCUCGCCCAGCAGGGUUACGCCCCCAGGAUCUUCUCCUACAUUGACCGCUCCGGCCGCCCGCUCGUCUCGGUCCUCUUCAUCUGCGUCUUCGCCCCGCUGGCCUACGUCAACCUCGACACCGAGGGCCCGGUCGUCUUUGACUGGCUGCUCGCCCUGUCCGGCCUUGCCGCCCUCUUCACCUGGGGCUCCAUCUGCCUGGCCCACAUUCGUUUCCGCACCGCCUGGCGCCAGCAGGGCCACACCCUCGACGAGAUCCCGUUCCGCGCCCUCGGCGGUGUCUACGGCUCAUACAUCGGCCUUGGCCUCAACAUCCUCUGCCUCAUCGCUCAGCUCUACGUCUCCAUCUGCCCCGUCAAGGGCGGCUUCAACGACGCCGAGGGCUUCUUCAAGUCGUACCUGGCCAUGCCCGUCGUCAUCGUCUUCUGGAUCGGCGGCUUCCUCUGGAAGCGCACCGGCUGGCUGCGCACCGACCAGAUCGACCUCGACACGGGCCGCCGCGACCUCGACUGGGACGCCAUCCACGCCGACCGCGCCAAGGUCGCCGCCAUGCCCUCGUGGAAGCGCACGUUCUAUACGCUGUUUGUUUAG
Messenger RNA from Chaetomium fimeti, 1731 nucleotides. RefSeq names its product amino acid permease/ SLC12A domain-containing protein. The record is from RefSeq and is a predicted model, not a curated record. Gene Ontology annotation, biological process: amino acid transmembrane transport. The transcript is spliced from 3 exons. Gene Ontology annotation, molecular function: amino acid transmembrane transporter activity. NCBI's taxonomy places the organism in Eukaryota, Fungi, Ascomycota, Sordariomycetes, Sordariales, Chaetomiaceae. The coding region runs from base 1 to 1731 and encodes 576 amino acids. Gene Ontology annotation, cellular component: membrane.